CCGCAUGCCGUGCUAUAUAAAGUGACAAACUUGCACGUUUUGUCGUACUAGUCGACGUGCGCCAGCACAUCGUCAAGCUCUCAUCACUUGGCAAGAGUCGGGAGACCCAGGAGGACCAGGAAUUGAUAAAUCAUUGUCAGACAUUUGAGACAAGUGUCAAGGAAUGGAGACACACUGAAAGGAUUCAUUACCACCGGAAAUUCGUACGCCUGAUUAACUCAACUACCGGCUAAGUCCCCCCUUGUACGACUCAUCGUGCUUCAUAAUGUUCUUCUCAACUAUGGACUGUUGUCUCGUGUUCUUCUGCCUGGCUGUUAGUUUCCACCAUUCGUUCUCACUCAGCCGAGGAUCCACCGACUACGAGGACACAUCAUUCUGGAUGAAAUCUGGCCAGAAGAAUUUGCAGAGGGUGUUGGGCUUGAGGAAUAUUGAAAAACGUGCGAAAAACAUAAUAAUAUUCAUCGGCGAUGGCAUGGGAAUGGCAUCAAUAACAUCAGGGAGAAUAUUGACUGGUCAGCGAAAAGGUUUCGCCGGUGAAGAAUAUAAAUUAGUAUUCGAAGAAUUUCCAAACACUGGAUUCUCGAAGACUUACAACGUGGACAAGCAGGUGCCGGAUUCGGCUGGUACAGCGACUGCAAUAUUUUCCGGCGUCAAGAGCCGGUACAAGGUCAUUGGUUUAGAUGCGAAGGCCUCCUACAAUUCCUGUGACACGACUGUCAACGAAGCGAGAAAACUACCGACCUUGGCCGAUUGGGCCCAAGCAACUGGCAUGGAUACAGGUUUUGUGACAACGACGAGGAUAACUCAUGCCACCCCGGCAGCACUUUACGCUCAUGUAAAUAAUCGAGACUGGGAGUGUAAUAGCAAUAUUCCGCGGGAAUACAAGAAUUGCGCGAAGGAUAUUGCACGCCAAUUGGUUGAAGAUGCUCCAGGAAAUAAAUUCAAGGUAAUUAUGGGAGGCGGUGGUCAGAAUAUGGGCCAUCCCGUGAACGAUCCCCUCGACUCCGAGACUUGUGUACGAGACGAUGGAAAAGAUCUAACAGCGAUUUGGAAAGAAUUCAAUCCUCAGGGAAAAUUCGUAACAAAUGCAUCUGAUCUUAUGUCGUUGGAUAUCGCCAAAUCAUCGAAACUCCUGGGGAUCUUCGCGUCAAGUCAUAUGCCCUACCAUGAAGUGAGAACCGAAAAUACUCCGACUUUAGCGAACAUGACACUCCAGGCGAUUCGAAUGCUCCGGAAAAACAAGAACGGAUUCUUCCUCAUGGUCGAGAGUGGAAAAAUUGACAUCGCCCACCAUCAAAAUUACGCAAGGUUGGCGCUCCGCGAAGUGACGGAGCUGGAGGAAGCGGUUAAGAUGGCUCUAAGUCAAGUGAACAUCGAAGAAACGUUGAUCAUCGUCACCGCUGACCACUCUCACAGUUUCACCAUGAACGGCUAUCCAGAACGAGGCAACGAUAUUUUCGGACUGGCAAAUAACAAACUCGAUCCAAAAAUUAGACCUUAUGAAACCCUGACUUAUGCCAAUGGUCCCGGCUUCAUGUAUCAUAAGUUGAAUAGUACCAAUUCCACUGAUACCUUCAGAAGAGUUGAGGAUGAUCCCAACAGGGUAAAGCCUUUCUACAGAUUCUUCUCUCCAAUGUACCUGAAGGAUGACACACAUGGCGGUGAAGACGUUGGAGUUUAUGCUAUUGGACCCUAUUCGCACCUCUUCAGAGGUACUUUCGAACAAAACUACAUCGCCCAUGCUGUAGCCUACGCCAGUUGCCUGAAAGACUGGCCAUCCCACUGUGAUCGUGCUUACAAUCGAUUUUACUACGAAGUUGCAAACUCCUCGCCGAGCAUGUUCUCCACUCCCGUUUCCACCGUCAUCAUCGCCGCAUUGCUCGCUGUGCUCCGUCUGACUUGAGAAUCAGAGAGUGCUAAAAUCAUUGGGAAGUUUUAGUCAAUUUGAAAUUAUUUCCAACCCUGUUACCGUAAAUCUAUCACGUUCUUCCUCUAGUUUCUACUUUUAUAGUGAACUUAAUUAGAUCGUAAAUGUAAUCGACACCCCACGAAAGCACGAAAUUGCAAGCUUCCAGAAUCCAGUGCUAUUUUAUAUCAAGAGUAUUCCUCAUGCAAUGAGAUUUAUAUUGAGUGUGUUUGAUGAAUGAAUUGGAGAUAACCAUGUUAAACAUUUUCCUAGUAUUAUUAUAAGUGCUCAUUCAUUAUGAUGAAGGGAAAAAUGUUGACGCAGAACGAGUGAAUGUCCAGACCGUGGAUUUUAUUUAAUGAGCGUGUGUCGAUAUCAUGAAUAUACAUGAGUCUAUGAAAAUGCGGGACCAUUUUCUAUCAGAAUACAUAUCAAAUAUUUUAUAUAAAUUUGUUUUUAUCCUAAACAAUGUAUUUAUACUCAUACAGUCGCAAAAUGUUUGUGCAUAAGAAUUGAAUUUGUCAUAACUUUGCUCAAUUAAAAGAGUCAAAACCGAAUAA
Molecule: messenger RNA, 2466 nt
Organism: Diachasmimorpha longicaudata
Lineage: Eukaryota; Metazoa; Arthropoda; Insecta; Hymenoptera; Braconidae
Product: alkaline phosphatase 4-like
Exons: 8
Coding region: 266-1903 (545 amino acids)
Biological process (GO): dephosphorylation
Molecular function (GO): alkaline phosphatase activity
Source: RefSeq, a predicted model, not a curated record